UCUGGAUCACAGUGUACGCGGGAACGCGCGUAGCCUGUGGCUUGCCCGGGCAGUGCAGCAGUGGAGAUCCGAGGGCAAGGCAGGGUCAGAGGGCAAGGCAGGGUCAGAGAGGGACCAGGGCAAGCUGCGGGGCUAGGACCCAACUGCGAGAAGGGCAAGGACUGGGCGAAGGGCAGAGCCUUGAAAGACAGCGAUAUAGAACGAGGAGGGCUGAUCUCAUAGAAAGGCUGUGAAGAGAGAAGGGCAGGGUUGUGUAUAGCGAAGGGCACGUCUCGCGAGAAGAGAAGGGCAUAGCUGGUCAGGCGAGGGGCAGGGCCGUGGUUGCGGUGCAUUCUCCACCGCUCGCACUUUUCCCGCCGAUUCUUCUGGGCGCGAUAUUUAGUGUCAACACGACUCCUGUCGAACUUGGCGCGAGUUGUUGUUGUAGUCGGUAUGAGCCGAACCUUUGUGUUGUGGUAGUGGUUGGUGUUGGUUAGUGGUGGUGGUGGUUAGUGGUGGUGGUUAGUGAUGGUGGUUAGUGGUGGUGGUGGUUAGUGGUGGUUGUAAGUUGUGUUUUGUAAUCGGGAUUUGUGAGGAGCGGGCGUGCCCGGGCGAUGUCGCGACUCAAGCGCGGGGCGCGGCCCACUGACAAGGCGGAAGGCGUUCAGAAGAUAUCGGCCUUCUUCGGCAAGAAGCCGAGCGGUGCAGCAGAGCUGAGCGCGAACGCCACCACGACGCACGGCCUCUGUGUGCAGAGCAAGCCCGGAGUCGGGGACGGCGUGGGGAAGGCAUCCUCGUCGGCACCAGCGGACGAUUCGGAUGAUGACGUGGUGUUCAUUCCGCAUGACGAGGUUCUCAUUCCGGACACCCCCGAGCGAGACUGCGUGCCGGGGACGCCCGUACGGGUCGUCGGCAGGAGGGCAGCUGUGGUGGGCAGGGGGGCAGCGGGCGGUUGCUCGGUGGCCCGCGCUGAGCGUCAAGAUGGAAAAGCAACGCGGCUAAGCAAAACCAAGCUGAAGAGCGUGGACAGCCGAGUGGCGGUGCCACUGCCAGGGACGUCCAAGCGGCUGGCACCAAGUCCCGACGUGGAGUUGAACACGAAGCGGAUCCGGCCUACAAUUCAGCCGACCCUCUCCGAAUGUGUGCCAAUUGACUCUAACGCAGAACCUCCAGCGCCGGCUGAACAAGCGCAGAAUCCAAGGUCAGGUAGAGAGGAUUCGGCUUCAUCAGCCGUAUUGAUCACAGGCAAGUCGGAUUUCUCCCUACAAGAUGGGACCGAGAAAGAGAACUCACAGGACGCAGUGAACCUACAGCCUCUGUGCCCGGCCUGGAGUAGCUCGGUGAACCUGAAGCCCCUGUGCUCGGCUCUGGCUGAAGCGGAGCACAGCCCUGAGGAGGGCAAGCACCACCCAGGACAGGAAGCGAGAAGGAAGAUGAAGAGUGGCGCUGUCUUAAGUCAACUAGGGCCCAGGGAGGACACGAACUCUGCAGUAGUUGCUGCUGGUGCUGCUGCUGAUCCACUUGUGCGGAACAGGAGGAGGGCAUGUGUUGGCGCCAGCCAUGUUGGGGGUGGUGUUAUGAGUGGUGGUGAUGAUGGUGGGAAAGGUGGUGAUCGUAGAAGCGUUGAUGAUGGUGACAAUGGUAGUGGUGAGAAUAGUGGUGGUGGUAACGGUGAUAGCAGGGCAUUGAGUAGUGAUGGUAAUGGCAAGCUUGGAGGUGAGAGUGGUGGCAAUGUUAGUGGUGACCGUGUUGUUGACAGUAAAGGUGAUGGUAGUGCUAAUGGUGAUGGUCAUGAUGGCAGUGGUGGUGGUGUUGGCAGUGGCAACGUAGGUAGUAAUGGAGGUGGUGAGAGAUGCGGUGAUUCUGGUGGCGGUGGUGGUAACAGGGAUAUCCCAAAGCCUCCCAGCCAUGAGGCUAUCACGCGGAGGGAAUUGUCACAGGAUUUUCCAGAAGAUGAACUGAGCCCAGACAUCCUGGAUGCGUUCCUGCAGGAGAGCUUCACUGUAGAGGAGAAUUCCUCUGAGGAGAAGGUGGCGGCCCUGCAAGCACCGCCACGGCCAGAGCGCCGGCGCCGCGGAGGGGAGCUGCUGUGUGAGGGAGCGUACAAUCGCUACCGCGUGGCGGCGCUGCGCGACGUUCCGCUCGGGGCCUGGCGCAGCGAGAGGCACCUGAGCCUCACCGCCAACCCCUCCGGCGGCGCCAGCCUCACCUGCGUCCUCAAAGACGACUGGGCGCUGGCUCCAGUAAGCGUGGGGGACGUGCUGCACCUGGACGGUGCUGUGGAGGUGCCACCAAGGGGCGGGGAGGAGGGAACCGGCGCGACGGCGGCGUUGCUGGAGGUGACGAGCGACGCCGGCUUCGUGGUCGUGAACCCUGACCUCCUCCUGUCGGGCACCACCGUCGCCAACGGCAUCCGCUGCCCUCGCCGCGCCGUGCUGUCGGAGCGCUUCAAGGGCGGCGGAGAGUGGGGCACGCGGCAGAUGCUGCUGGGCACACUGUUGCACGAGGUGUUCCAGAGAGCCGCGCUGCAGCGAGACUUCUCGGAUGCUGCGCUGAGGAGCGCCGCUUCCACCACCCUCGCGCAGCUCCAGCACCUCGCUGAGAUGUGCAAGCUGGGCGUGUCGCAGGCAGAGCUGCUGGGGGAGAUGGAGGAGUACUUCUCGGCCAUUGGCCGCUGGGCGAGUCGGUGCCUGGAAGGGGGCCCGGAGCCCAAGUCGGCCUCGGACGGCCUUCACAUGCAGAUCAAGAUGACCGGAGAGGCCGAUGCCAGCGCGUGCACGGUGUCCGUGCGCCACCUCGGGGACGUGGAGGAGAGCGUUUGGUCCCCGCGUUUCGGCCUCAAGGGCAAGGUGGACGCCAUGGCGACCGUGCGCAUCCACCGCCGGGCGCGUUGCCACGCCAACAACAGGGCCGCCGCCGCCCCCCCCGGAAAGGUCCACGGGCGGGGAAACGAGGAAAUUGUCCGCACGGUGCCGCUGGAGCUGAAGACGGGAAAGGAAAGCAACUCCAUCGAGCACAGGGCGCAGGUGGUGCUGUACACACUCUUGACGCAGGAGCGCUGGGGCGACCCCGGCCUCGGGUUCCUCCUCUACCUCAAGUCGGGCGGCAUGCACCCCGUGUCGGCCUCCCGUGUGGACACGCGUGAGCUGAUCAAGCUGCGCAACCAGCUGGCGCACAGCCUGGCCAAUGGCGUGUGGUGGCCGCCCGGGACCGCUGCCGACGGCGCAGGCGCUGGAGGGAGAAGGAAGGAGGAAGAAGAUCGCCAAGAGCCACGGCCGGCGCCGCUGCCCGAGCCAAUCGCCGAGAUGUUCACCUGCCGCAACUGCUCCCAGCUGGGCAGCUGUGCCGUCUACCACAGGGCGGUGGAAGAGGAGGCGCGUGGAUCGAGCGACGCCCCGGCCUCCUCCUCGUGGCCCGUCGAGUUCGUGUCGCUGCUGGCCGAGCGGACGCAGCACCUGGGCCGCGCUCACCUGCGCUACUUUUCGCGCUGGUACUUGCUGUGCCUGCUGGAGGCGCAGACCGAGCAGAGCAAGGGCGGCCGUCACAACCUGUGGGUUCUGUCACCGCACGAGAGGCAGGCGCAGGGUCUCUGCGUCUGUGAUUUGACGCUGCUGGGCCCGGCCGUGGCCACACCAGACGGACGCUUCUUCACCCAGCGUUUCCGGCGCCGGGGACCGCAGGGAGGAUGGGGGGCAGCAGGGCUCACGCCGGACCUGGAGGGUCAGGGGUCGGCCCCUCAAGGCUGCGUCGCCGUCGGCGAUCGAGUGAUCGUGAGCGGCAAAGACCCCGCCACGACAGCCAUCGCCACGGCCACGGUGUUGUCCGUCACCAACCAUGAGAUUGAGUGCCAGGUUGACCGGGACCUGGGGAGGUUCGGAGCGGCCUUCUUGUUCAGUCUGGACGUGGACGAGAGCUUCUCGGGUUCUGUGGACACUCACCUGGGAAACCUUUCUCGCCUGCUGAGUAACACCCCCGCCAGUGCCAAGCUGCGGGAGCUCGUCAUCGAUCUGAAAAGGCCCGAGUUUCUGGAGCGACUGAGCGACGUUCUACCGGUUGACGCCAAGGCCACGGUGGCACAGAUCCUGAAGGGCCUCAACCGACCCCAGAGGCAGGCGAUGAAGCGAGUGCUGCUGUCACGGGACUACACGCUCAUUGUCGGCAUGCCUGGCACGGGGAAAACCACCACCAUAUGCACGCUGGUGCGCAUCCUGCACGCGUGCGGCCACAGCGUACUGCUCACGAGCUACACACACUCGGCCGUCGACAACAUCCUGCUCAAGCUCGCGCCGCACUGCGUGCCCUUCCUGCGGCUGGGCCGGCAGGCCAAGGUUCACGCCGGCGUGCACGCCUUCACCGAGGAGGAGUUGUGCCGGCAGCACGACGUGCGCACCCCCGAGCAGCUCCAGCAGCUCUACGACGGACAGCGCGUGGUGGCCACCACGUGCAUGGGCCUGCGCCACGCGAUCUUCUCGCGCCGCGUCUUCGACUUCUGCAUCGUGGACGAGGCGUCGCAGAUCGGGCAGCCCGUGUGCCUGGGCCUGCUGCUGCACGCGUCGCGCUUCGUGCUCGUCGGAGACCACCACCAGCUGCCCCCGCUCGUGCUCAACCCCCGCGCCAGAGCCAUGGGCAUGGACGAGUCUCUCUUCAAGCGUCUCGAGUGCCACGCGGAGGCUGUGGUCUAUCUCAACCUGCAGUACCGCAUGAACAGUGAGAUCAUGUCCCUGAGCAACGUGCUGACGUACGGAGGGCUGCUGGCGUGCGGCUCGGAGCGCGUGUCCACGUGCCGCCUCUCCCUGCCGGCGCUCCCCGCCCUCCUGCAUGGAAUGGGCGGCGGCGACCGUUCGUGGAUGGCACAAGCGUUGGACCCCGACCGCCCAGUUCUCUUCCUGAACACAGAGCAGGUCCCGGCCGAAGAGAUGGUGGACCAGGGUGGUAUGAAGAACCCAACGGAGGCUCAGCUAAUCGCCAUCAUCGCUGCGUCUCUCGUCAAGGCCGGCUGCCGCACGAAGGACGUGGGGAUCAUCUCUCCGUACCGACAGCAGCUGGGGGUGGUGUCGGCGGCGCUGGCGGCCCUGCCGUGUCCGGCGUCGGCACUCGCUGGGCUGGAGAUCAACACGGUGGACAAGUACCAGGGCCGCGACAAACCCGUCAUCAUCGUGGGCUUCGUGCGGAGCUGCGCAACGGCCGGCAUCGUGCGUCCACAGCUGGGGGAGCUGCUGAAGGACCGACGCCGGCUGAACGUCGCCGUUACGAGGGCCAAGCACAAGCUGCUGCUCCUCGGCUGCCUCCCCACGCUGAGGCUGUACACGCCGCUUGCCGCGCUCAUCGACCACAUGGCCACGCAGGGAAUGAUUCUGGAUCUGCCACCGGGAGCUCACGAAAUGAAGAUCCCGGACCUUGGCUGACCGCGAUCGCCGCCCCCUCCCGUCCCCGCCGCUGGACCACAUCUCAUCACGGCUCCUCCACGCCGGUCGGCAUCGCUACCACCAGCAGGCGACUACUGGCUUUACAAUGGCCCACACUGCGAGCUAGACCUUAGUCUCAGAAUCGGAAUCUAUAUUUAUCUCUAUUUAAAUUGGAGGAUUCCAAUGAAGCUCUUUUUCACAGACGUCCAGUAGGGUCAGAGGUCAGCAUGUCACAAUCUAAAACUGCAACCCCUAAACCAACACUUAACUCCCGCCUUGCCCCUGGACUCACACCGUCCCUAGGCCUAAUUCCAUAACAAAUAAAUCCAAACUCAACCUCAUGCGAGACUCACAACUUGAACCCCAAAUUAACAUCCACUUAACCCCCUGAGUCUAAACUCCAGUCUAGGCACCCAACCGCAUUCCUAACUUCAAACCUUGCCUACCCCCCCCCCCCCCCGACUUAUGAACCCCAUUCCAACCCCUUCCUAAUUUCCCUUGCAGAGCCUUCAUCUUAAUCCCCCAGCACCGCCCGGUGGCUGUGGCUUCCACGGCAACAGUGGUAGGCCCAGUGGCUGGUUUUAUCCAAAAACAUCAAGUCUAAAACGUCCCUUUUUGAGAUUCACAGCACGACACGUCGAGGUGGGGGAGAAAAAAAUCAUCACUCAUGGCGUUUUGAUUCAAAUGGCCGCCGGUGUACGAAGGCCGGGUGGGGCGCACGCUCCAUUCGAGUGGUGUGCAGGAGCCAUCCUGUGGAUGUGCAUCGGUGUGUUGCAGUUACGGUGCGUGCGUAUCUGUAAGUGGGGAGUGGUGGCGCACCGGUUAGCGCGUUGUGCUUCGAACCCGCCGACCGGGGUUCCGUUCCCGCUCCCAGGCCGACACCGGUGAUGGUCAUCUGAACCGAUGUUGGACCUCAGCUAGGUCGACUCAGCCUUAAAAUGAGUACAAUGGGGAGACUCAGGCGGCCGGGCGUUGUGCUGGCCACUCAUGCCCCCCUCCCCCACGCACGUGCCUUGCCCGCCUUAAAAUGGGUGCUCGCUAACAACACUUGCACCAGCAGACUGUUAACGGCUGUACGCGGGGUAUCAAAGUCUUUGUUGUGAAUGUGUGUGUACACGUGCACCUAGCAUGGCACAAGCACCGUGGCGACGUCACCGCCACUUAGCGGUGAAUGGCGGAUGUCGAUGUUGUUGCUGCACGUACCGAGGUCACCUCCGAUCGCGUCGGUGACGCGAAGGUGGCGGCAACUUGAGAGCGGUGGCUCUCGUGUGCCAGGCGCGUCCGGUGGGGGUGGGGGGGGGUUGGUGCCGAGGGGGUUUAGGGGACGAGAGGAAGUGAUCUGCGUGAGAGGGGGCGGGGGGAGCUGAGUGACCAGGAGUGCCGUUUAAGAGCGCGAGCGUCAGUCGUGUUCAUCGUUGGGAUAAAAAUAUCGCGCAACGCGGAUGCUCGGCGGCUCAAGGUCGCGUUCCUCACUCCCGUGUCAAGUGUGCCGAGCUGCCUUUGUGGAGACAAUUCCCCCUCGUGUGUGGGGCAUUCGAUUGUGGGUGGGGGGGGUAUUAAUGUGCGUGUGUAUGUGUGCGUGGAGCGGUGGUGCAGCAGUUAGCACGCUGCACUCCCACAUGAUAAGCCACUUUGUUGAGCUAUCAAUUGUGGUCAGGUCGCUUCUGAAAAAAGACUUGUAUAGCUGAGUGGGCCUAUUCUGGUAAAAUAAAAAAAAAUGUUGAAUAGUUUAGUUCGAUUCCUGCCACCAGCACGGCUAACGAUUAUCUCUACGAAUCCGAGGCCUCUCCUAGGUCGACCCAGCCUAAAAUAAGUACCUGGUGCGGUGUGUAAACAUCGCCACCAAUCUGUCAAGGUUUUACGGGAGCAUCUUUGUACAUAUGUUCGGUGCAGGGGAGCGGUGGCACAGCGGUUAGCGCGCUACGCUAUGGCCAGAGUUCGAUUCCCGCUCACGGCCAACACCAGUGACGAUUAUCUGACCCAGUCCUGGCCUUCUUCGGUGCUCGCGAGCAACUCUUUCCCUAACACUUUGUGAAGGGGAUCUUUCGAUUUAAAGCUUUCGUGACUGCAGGGAUUCAUCUUCUUGGUUCUUUCGGUAAAGUCACGUAGAAGGGAAGUAAUAAAAUAAUAAAAAUAAAACAUAAUAAAACAAUUCUCACGACGUUUCGGCCACAACGCAAGCAGCCGUCCUCAGGUGAAAACCAGGUCCGUCGAGGCGACAGAGUCUUAGAGUCGCGGCAUCUCUUCAGAAAGGUGAGAGACUCGAUUAGCUGAGCCUUCUUAUCCCGGAGCUUGUUGAAGGAUCUCAAAGUUAUGUGGAAACCCUCCCCGUAGAGGCGGUUAAAUUUCGAUUUAAAGCUUUCGUGACUGCAGGGAUUCAUCUUCUUGGUUCUUUCGGUAAAGUCACGUAGAAGGGAAGUAAUAAAAUAAUAAAAAUAAAACAUAAUAAAACAAUUCUCACGACGUUUCGGCCACAACGCAAGCAGCCGUCCUCAGGUGAAAACCAGGUCCGUCGAGGCGACAGAGUCUUAGAGUCGCGGCAUCUCUUCAGAAAGGUGAGAGACUCGAUUAGCUGAGCCUUCUUAUCCCGGAGCUUGUUGAAGGAUCUCAAAGUUAUGUGGAAACCCUCCCCGUAGAGGCGGUUAAAUUUCGAUUUAAAGCUUUCGUGACUGCAGGGAUUCAUCUUCUUGGUUCUUUCGGUAAAGUCACGUAGAAGGGAAGUAAUAAAAUAAAAACAUUUAAACAUAAUAUUACGUUUAAUUUUUAUUAUUACGUGGCUUUACCGAAAGAACCAAUAAUAUGUCAUCUCCAUACUUUGAUUCAAAUCGUCGUGAGCAUUUUAUUGUAUUAUGUUUUAUUUGUAUUAUUUUAUUACUUCCCUUCUACAUGACUUU
Lethenteron reissneri (Far Eastern brook lamprey) is the source of this 8278-nucleotide messenger RNA. It is a transcript of the gene DNA2, whose product is annotated as DNA replication helicase/nuclease 2. Gene Ontology annotation, cellular component: cytoplasm. The record is from RefSeq and is a predicted model, not a curated record. Gene Ontology annotation, biological process: replication fork reversal. NCBI's taxonomy places the organism in Eukaryota, Metazoa, Chordata, Hyperoartia, Petromyzontiformes, Petromyzontidae. Gene Ontology annotation, molecular function: 5'-flap endonuclease activity; single-stranded DNA helicase activity.